Molecule: messenger RNA, 1740 nt
Organism: Colletotrichum truncatum
Lineage: Eukaryota; Fungi; Ascomycota; Sordariomycetes; Glomerellales; Glomerellaceae
Product: cell wall glucanase
Source: RefSeq, a predicted model, not a curated record
AUGACGCCCUCAAACAGCCGGAGAAAGUCUCGUCAGAGACAACGGUCACCUAGCGCAGGUAUAGCGAACCCUUCAUCUCAGGGUCUUUUCAAGAUAUCUACUUCAGCAGCAUCUCCCAACCUUGGAGACUUCUCCAGAGUCUUUGCAAUGGUUGAUUCUCAUCGCGAUUCUUUGCAGCUGACCGAAGAACUUCCCAACGACUCACAGCCCAUUACUCAGAGCACCCAUCAGGGCCCUCGCCUCCUUGACAUCCCGGAUUCUUUGUUCAGAGACAUUAUGACUGGAAAGAAAAGUCAGCCAAAGGCCAACUUCACCACCAAGCCCCUGCCUCAGCCAACAUCAAUUGUUGCACCCAAGGUCGCCGUUCAACCCAUUGUAUUUCCGCCUUCGCCUUCAGUAUCUGCAACCACCAGUGAUUCCGAAGACCAGCUGGAUUCGGUUUCAUCUCGCGGAGACUUUGAUCCUGUGGAUGUCGAUCUGGAACUGAACGGAGGUGCUGGCCUGUCGGACGUCACUACGCCGCCGACCACUCCUUUGGCCCAGACAAUCACUUUGUCCGCUGGCGAACGCAUCUUUCAGCGUGAAACCGCUAAAAGAGCUCCUCUCUCCUCCGAGCAGCCAUUUUCCACUCGUCUGAUGAAUGAUUUUAGAGUACAUGAUCAGCGGCUUCGGGACAACUUCCCGAAACACUGCGAUGAGGGUGUAUCUGUUUUCGUUGAUGCUUCCAAUAUUAGCAUCGGCUUCUACGAUCACUUGAAGAGAAAGCUCCAUAUGGACAAGCUCGAUAAGCUGCCCCCUUGCAUUAUGUUUAGCAGGCUUCAACAGAUCUUGGAGCGAGACAGGAAGACUUCUGAGCGCUACAUCGCCGGCUCUAAGAGCUCCACUAAAGAAGCACCAAAGUAUUUUGAGGAUGCCAUUAACUGCCAAUACACCCCGAUAAUUACGACUCGGGUUCCGAAAGAUGAAAAGAAGGAGAGCCCCCGGAGCGAUGGCAAUAAGUGGCAGAAGAAGAUUUAUGAUACCACUUCCUCCGAUUCGGACGAUGCUUUGCGAUUCAAGAAUCGCGUGCCUGAACAGGAGCAGUGCGUCGAUGAGAUGCUUCAGUUCAGAAUGUCUGACUGUGUUCUCGAUAACGAGCCAGGCAUCAUGGUCGUUGUCACUGGAGACGGCAAUCCAAACGAAUCUGGCUUCUCUGACGGUUUCCCAAAACAUGUCGAAAGGGCUCUGAAGAAGGGCUGGGUUGUCGAGGUCUAUUCGUUCAAGGAGACUUGCGCUGAAAUUUGGACCAACCCGCACUUCCUCAAUGAUGACAGAUGGGCAGGUCGCCUCAGCCACCACCAUCUGGACAGAUAUGCACAGGACAUGUGCAACCCCGCUUACGACCAGCAGCUCGCUGAUAUUUCCUUCAGGAAUUGCAAGAGCUCCUCUAAGCGCAAGGCACACCUCCCAGCAUCAUUUGUAGCAGAGUCUUUGCACCGCACUCCUGUGGUCAAAGUUCAGAGACAAACUUUCGUCUCCCAAACCCAGCUGAUUAAGAAUAGUCGGAGAAUCCCCUCGCCGAAGAAGGCAGAACUCUCCGAGUCAAUCUCUGGGUACCUUCCAGCAUCAUCGCACGAUGCGUUCGCCGCCUCAAGUUACCAGCAGCAUUUGCUAACCGCAAGCACUUUUGGUACCUUGCCAGGUGGUUCAUUUGCGAACUUCAAAUCGCAGUCGGCAUUGACUGCCGCCAUACACAUUUGA